Molecule: messenger RNA, 4005 nt
Organism: Etheostoma spectabile (orangethroat darter)
Lineage: Eukaryota; Metazoa; Chordata; Actinopteri; Perciformes; Percidae
Gene: lrp13a
Product: low-density lipoprotein receptor related-protein 13
Exons: 19
Coding region: 1-3990 (1329 amino acids)
Biological process (GO): receptor-mediated endocytosis
Cellular component (GO): apical plasma membrane; signaling receptor complex; plasma membrane
Molecular function (GO): calcium ion binding; protein binding; hormone binding
Source: RefSeq, a predicted model, not a curated record
AUGUCAAAUGCCUGCAUCCAAACAGAUCAGUUCCAGUGUGCUCAUGGGAAAAAGUGUCUCCCCAAGGACCAGAUGUGUGAUGGUAUAACCCAGUGUCAGGACCGUUCUGAUGAAAUGCAUUGUGCGGAGCAAACUGACGACUGUGUUCACCACUGUGACAGCAAGAGUCGCUGCUUACCCACAACCCUGAUCUGUGAUGGCGAGCAGGACUGUUUAGACGGCACAGAUGAAGCCAGCUGUGAGGACCAAGAGGAAGACAGAUAUGAAAAGGAAGGAGCUAGUACAACCUCAGUGCCCGCUUCCUCAGUUGGCUCACCUACCCUCAAGUGUUCUUUGGGCUCUAAACCCUGCAAGGACAACACAGAGUGCAUCCUAUACAACCAUGUGUGUGAUGGAGAAGCAGACUGCAGGGAUGGCUCAGAUGAGAGGGACUGUUUAUCAGCAUGUGAAACAGACCAGUUCCAGUGUGCGCAUGGAAUGAAGUGCAUAGUGCAGAGCCAGGUGUGCGACGGUGUGCCUCAGUGUCAGGACCGCUCGGAUGAGCUGGGAUGUGACCAGCUGGUGGAGGGCUGCGCGCACCAGUGUGAUGACAAGAGCCGCUGCAUUCCCAACAGCUUCCUCUGUGACGGGGACAGGGACUGUUUGGACGGCAGUGACGAAACAGACUGUGUUGACGAGGGCUGCAGUGCCACAGAGUUCAAGUGUGCUAAUGGCCAGUGUGUGUCGGCCACCAUGCUUUGUGACGGCCACCCAGACUGCUCGGACCGCUCCGAUGAGGAGGGCUGCAGUGACGCACCGGUCUGUACCACCAAACACCGCUGCCCCCACAGCAAGGAGUGUCUGGUGCAGGACUGGUUCUGUGAUGGGGAUCAAGACUGCAAAGAUGGCACUGAUGAGAAGGAUUGUCCUGUGGCUCCAUUGAACUGUGGAGAGUUCCAGUGGGCGUGUAAAUCCAAGACCAAGUGUGUCCCCAUAUCCUGGAGGUGUGACCACAUGAAGGACUGUGAUGAUGGCAGUGACGAGACUGAUUGUAGGACGGUGACGUGCCUUCCUCACCAGUUCCAGUGUGGCAGCCAGGAGUGCCUGGAUCCAUCCCUGGUGUGUAACGGCGUUACCAACUGUGCUGAUGGCUCUGAUGAGGGGGGCAGCUGCCAGAUGAGCUGUGCAGAGGAAGAUGACAACCGCUGCUCCCAGAGCUGCUACAGCACGCCACAGGGAACGCGUUGCGGCUGUGAGGCCGGCUUCAGGCUCACGGCCGACGGCCUGACCUGUGACGAUAUCGACGAGUGUGAAGGCCGGAGCCCACGUGUGUGCAGUCAGCAGUGCAGCAACACUCGAGGCUCAUACCAAUGUGACUGUCACCCAGGCUACAUAAAGGAGGCAGAUGGACACCGCUGCAAGAUCACCGGGGAACCCUUCCUGUUGGCGUCGGUCCAAACGGACCUCUUCUCGUUUGGCCUGCGCAGUCGCAGCCUUGAUGUGUUGUCCUCCUCUGCUAAGAAGGCCAUCCUAUCCCUGGACUACGACUGGAGGAAGCAGAGGGUCUAUUGGGUCAGUCUGGACGCUGAAAGCAUCGGGUGGUCCUCACUGGACCAGAAGACCACAGGAACUCUGGUUAAAGGUGUCCGGGCUGAUUCCAUUGCCGUGGACUGGCUCGGGAGGAACCUGUACUGGAUCGACGGAGUGAACAGUCAGAUUGUUGCAGUCAGACUGUCCACAGCCACGGUGAAGUCAUCGGACCACAGCAUCAUCCUGGAUGAGGACCUUGAACAGCCUCGCUCUUUGGCACUGCUGCCACAGAAAGGGUUGAUGUUCUGGACAGAGAUUGGUACGGCAGUGAAGAUAGAGCGUGCCGGCAUGGACGGGUCGGAGAGGAAGGCAGUGGUAAACUCCAGUCUUGGCUGGCCGGGUGGAGUGGCUGUCGACCCAAUCUCUGACCGAGUCUACUGGACAGAUGAAAGGCUGCGGGCCAUUGGCUCUGCAACACUGGAUGGAGAUGACAUCCGGAUUCUACAGAUUAAAGAGACCACCAACCCAUUCUCCCUGGCAUUGUUCAAUGACAUGAUCUACUGGUCUGAUGCCAAAAAGAGAGUGGUGCUGGCGGCACAUAAAAUCUCUGGCAAAAACUGCCAAGUUCUCCUGAAAAGACCUAGACAACCUUUUGGUGUGAAGGUCAUCCACCCAUUGCUUCAGAUGGGCAUUGAUAGCCCCUGUGAGAAGAUGGACUGUUCACACAUGUGUGUGUUGGCCCCGGGACCCAAGGCUGUGUGCAAGUGUCCCUCUAGUCUUUUACUGGCUGAGGAUGGCAUGACCUGCUCCAGCCUUGUCAAUUCAGCGUUCCUGCUGAUGUUGUCUCCCUCCACUGUCACCCAGAUCUACUUGCAGUCUCAACACACCGCAGGAGAGCUGAAGGGCUGGCCUGAACAUGUGGCCUUGCAGGUGCCGAGCAUCAAUGAAGCAGCCAUCAUGGACUACUGCCUACGUGACCACACCCUGUUCUUAACGGACGACGGCACAACCUCACUUAGCUCCUUCAAGUUAAAGGACUCUGACUUGUCCUCUAAAGGCCAGCUUCUGAAACUCCUGGGCAACACCAUCACUGCCAUGGCUCUGGACUGGGUAACAAUUAACAUCUACUGGAGCAGCAACAAACAGCCCCGCCUGCAGGUCACCUCCAGCACCAGCGCACACACUGCCGUUCUCAUAAAGGAAGGUAUUGGCAGAGUGCGAUCCAUCGCCCUCCACCCUCCCAAUGGACGAGUUUGUUUUGCCAACAUGGGCCAGCAGGGUACAAGUACCGUGGCUACAGUAGAGUGUGCCAACAUGGACGGUGCUGGGCAGAGUGUGGUGUGGAAGGACGCUGUCCAGCCCACAUCUCUGGUCUUCUCCAGUAAUGGGGAUACAAUUUACUGGGCUGACACAGGUUUAGGGACCAUUGGCUCUGUCAAGCUUGAUGGCUCUGGAUACAGAGAGUUGAAGAUGGGCGAUGGCCUGGCUGCUGUGGCUCUGAGUGAUGGAGCAUUGUUCUGGAUUACUGUCACUGACAAGACCAGGCUCUGGUACAGAGAUGAGCAACAUCAAAACAAGCUGUGGUUUGAAGUCGACUCAGAAGUGAUCAGCUUUAAAGCUUUCAGCAAGUCCAGUCAGAUUGGGUCAAACAAGUGCACAGAAAACAACGGCGACUGCCAGCACUUAUGCCUCGCCACCCCAAGAGGUCGGACAUGCAAGUGUGCCCAUGACCACAUCCUUGUGAAUUCCACCCACUGUCGCCCGGAGCAGCGCUGCCCCAGUGGCAGCAGGCCCUGCCUGGAUCAAGUCCAAUGCCAGCCUGUUGAGAAGUUUUGUAACGGUCAUGUUGACUGCCAUGACCACUCAGAUGAGAACUGUGUCCAUCUGAAGCAGUUGUCAAAAGCCAUUGUCCCAGUACCCAUCCAGCCCCGCAGCUCUUUUCCUCAUCCAUCCACUCUAACUCCUCUCUCUGAAGACACUGGCUUGAAUACCACCCUGAACAUAGACAGUGAUCUCAGUAACCUUGACCCCCAGCAGUGCAGCAAAACCCGCUGCAGUGGCAACGGGCGCUGUGUGGAGACCGAUGGAAACCGUGGAUGUGUGUGUUCACUGGCCUACAGGGGGGAGUCCUGUCAAGACCAUCUCCUGUCAAUCAUCAAGGGUCCUGUCGUCUACGCUGCUGCGGGGCUCUGUGCAGGAGUGGUGGUCAUUGCUGUGAUAGCAUUGGUGGUGGUGAGGAGGAAGAGUGCCAACACAAGGAGAGCUGGACCAGUAGCGGGAAAGGAAACUUGUAUGACUGACCUUGAGAACAAAGCUGAAACUGGUCUGGAGAAAAAAGCGGAGCAAAGUGUAGAAAAUGGAACUUCAGCUGAUUGGGAAAGCGGAGCUGAGACGGGUCUGGAAAAUGGAGCGGAGACCUGCAGUCAAACUGUCCCAGCAGACACAGACAAACCAGAGGAAGCGGCAUCUUCUGUGGACUGAGGUUGACUCGUAUGC